Messenger RNA from Parastagonospora nodorum SN15, 1566 nucleotides. RefSeq lists its product as hypothetical. The coding region runs from base 1 to 1566 and encodes 521 amino acids. Lineage: Eukaryota; Fungi; Ascomycota; Dothideomycetes; Pleosporales; Phaeosphaeriaceae. The record is from RefSeq and is a predicted model, not a curated record. Gene Ontology annotation, biological process: transmembrane transport. Gene Ontology annotation, molecular function: transmembrane transporter activity. The transcript has 2 exons.
AUGUCGCCCCGUGAAGUCGACAAUGACCAUGUUCCAGGCACGGUGUAUCUUGUGGACGUCAUCGGUCGCGCCACGUCCCAUCUUCACGAUGCUUCGCACAAGGAUAUCUUGCUCGUCCCAAGACCAAGUGCUGAUCCAAACGACCCAUUGAAUUGGUCAAAACCUCGCAAACUCAUGGCAGUGGGCAUGGCAUACCUUUACGUCUUCGGUACCGGGAUCGCAACUUCUCUCCAGUACUCCGUGCUCGCCGACAUCACAGCCGACACUGGUAUUUCAACGGCCAAUCUAGUCGAAGGUACUGGCGUCAUGUUCCUUUUCUUCGGCUGGGCAUGUCUCAUCUGGCAGCCAAUCGCCCUGACGUAUGGUCGUCGCGGCGUAUACCUCAUCACGACACUUUUGACGAUCCCGCUGAUGGUUUGGACGGCGUACUCGACUUCAUCACCCGAAUGGUUCGCGCAUCGUGUGUUGCUCGGCAUUGUCGUUUCACCCAUCGAAUCUCUGUGUGAAGUCACAGUUCUCGAUCUCUUCUUUGCCCACAACCGCGGCACAUAUAUGGGACUAUAUGUCUUCAUCCUGUUUGGGUCCAACUUCCUCGCCCCACUUGUUGCUGGGUGGUUUAAUGAUGCCUAUGGAUGGCGGUGGACGAUGCAUUUUGGAGCAAUCGUUUGUGCUGCAGCUUUUGUUGUCAUUUUCUUUUUCAUGGAGGAGACUAUGUACGUUCGCGACAACACAUACGGGGGCGAAAGCGUCGCGGGACCAAGUAAAGAAGUGCCAGCCAAAGAAGACGACAACAACGAGAAAGGCACACGAAGCUCCGCGACGCCAUCGCCGAUUCCAACAGCGCAUACUCCGCUCAAGCGUAACAUCAAUGAAGGCCGCCACAGAUACACACUUUUCAAAUCUAUCCCAGGCCGCCCUUCGAACAUUGAUAUGCUGCGGAUGGCCUAUCGUCCAGUAGUCAUGAUCUUCCGCUUCCCAACCGUGGCUUGGUCCGGCUUCCUCUAUGGUAUCAAUUUGGCCUGGUACAAUGUGCUCAAUGGAACCGCCAGUCCUGUGUUGAGUGGUGCACCCUACAACUGGUCGGCUGCAUUGGUCGGCUGUGUGUACACCGGACCGAUCAUCGGUGCUGCAAUAGCAUCGCUUUGGUCUGGUAACGCGGCAGACUGGAUUGCGCUUCGACUGGCGCGGAGGAAUAACGGUAUACGUGAGCCAGAACAUCGCCUUUGGGUUCUAUUGAUCUCCGGGAUCAUGUCUGCCGCUGGACUGAUAACGUGGGGCGUCGGAGCUUAUCAUGACGCGCAUUGGGUAGGUUUGGUAUUUGGCCUCGGCAUGCUCACAUUUGGCUGCGUUACUGGCGGCUCAAUUGCUGUGAGCUACAAUGCCGACUGCUUCAAAGAGCUCGCAGGAGAGACGACAGUAUCGGUCAUGUUGAUCCGCAACACGAUUGGGUUCGGAUUCAGCUAUGCGAUUACGCCAUGGUGGAAAGACCAAGGCUUGCAGGGCUGUUUCAUAACCGCCGGUAUGGUUUCCUUGGCUUUACAUGGCUACGACGGUGGUGUCACAUGA